CACUUACAGUACACACAUUGGACUCAGGAGGAGGUUUGUUUACUACAGCAGCAGCAGAAAAGAUGAAAUUGAUUCAUGACUCCACCUCUUGUCUCCUCCACCUGCUGCUAUUGGCUGAGCUGUUUGUCCAUUCAUCAUCUCGUCCCACCCACAGUUCUCCACUCUGUGGCAUGUUCAGGUCAAUGAUCCAUCAGGUGGACAAGCUGACGAGUUUACCGAAAAAACUCCACGACUUGACAGAUGAUGAUGAUCUCUUUGAGGGUGUGGAAAACAGAUUGGACAGUCUUCCUAAAAUGCAGCACACUGCGGCCCAUUUUAACUCACUGAAGGUGAAUGAGUCACUCUCCCAGCUGUUCGAGUUCAGUCAGUCCUUCAGGCUGCAUGUUGAAUGGUUGAAAACAGCCAAAGAAAACUUCAGUUUGUCCUCCCAGUCAGCAGAGGACGCCAGCUCUCACCUCCUGCAGCUGUCCAACCUUGUUAAUGCAUCUCUGUCACAGAUGGAAGAAGAGGUUCCUCAGUCUCCAUCCCCCUCCCUCCCUGUCGCCUCCACGGCCUUCGAUGUGCUCCAGUACUCUGUAGAGAUCUCCAAACGCUUACAAGUGUUUUGUGACUGGUCAAAGAGAAUUUUGUUGCUUCUCCAGAGACUGUCUCACUGCCCUAGACAUUAAGCCUCCAUCUUCAGCACCCAAGCGACUGCAAACGACUUCCCACAAAACCACUGUAAAUGUUAUGGUUUCUACCCAGAGAGGAAUGAUAGACAAGGCAACAUAAGUUAGAUGCUCCACCACUUUGGUUCAGACUGAAAUAUCUCAACAGCUUUUGAAUGUAUUACCAUCAAGUUUGGUGCAGAUAUUCAUGGAGCCCAGUGGAUACAUUUGCAUGACUUUAGUGAUCCCUUGACUUUUCUUGUAGCACCUCCCACAAGUCAAAGUUUUCACAUUUCUGGUGAAAUAUUUCAACAAAUGACAGGCUGAUUGCUGUGAAACUUGGUAAAGACAUUCAUGUUGCCUUCAGGAUGACUUGUAAAAACUUUGGUGAUCCUCUGGUUUUUUAUCUGGCACCACCACCAGGUCAAAAUUUAAAUGAGUUUCGUACUGUUUUGUGCUACUUUAGCAUGGUAACAUGCCAUACUAGAAUGGUAAACAUGGUAAACAUCUGCUUAGCCUCAGUAUGUUAGCAUUGUCAUUGUGGCCGAGCUGAUGUUAGCAUCAAACAAAUAAAAUUAAUAGGAAUUUCAGAAGUCAGUUAAAACGAGAUGUUGAGUUCUAGAUGAAUCUAUUCAGCUGUAAAACAGAAUGUAAGUCUAUCGCACGUUCUUCUAUGUCACAUUUUACACGUAGCCUUUAAAAAUGUGCCGUACUGAUGCACUGUGCAGAGGCACUGCCUCCUGUGACCUUUACUCCCUUUGAGACUGUUUACAUCCACAGUGCCUGCUAAGUGUCGAUCUACUCAAUGAGCUAAAUGACAAGAAAAUGUUGUGGAACAAUUAAUAUUUUUCUACUGUUGUUUUGUUUUUGUUUGUUUUUUAACCUAUUUAGGAUGCUAUUUAUGAGCUUUUUAUAAUAUAGUGUGAGAUGCAGGCAUCUCAAAUUUUUUUUCUAUGGGUUAUCUAUUAUGUAAUAUUUAAUAAUAAUAAUAAUAAU
Molecule: messenger RNA, 1643 nt
Organism: Epinephelus fuscoguttatus (brown-marbled grouper)
Lineage: Eukaryota; Metazoa; Chordata; Actinopteri; Perciformes; Serranidae
Exons: 5
Coding region: 63-668 (201 amino acids)
Biological process (GO): positive regulation of MAPK cascade; positive regulation of cell population proliferation
Cellular component (GO): cytoplasm
Molecular function (GO): cytokine activity; growth factor activity
Source: RefSeq, a predicted model, not a curated record